Molecule: messenger RNA, 665 nt
Organism: Acromyrmex echinatior (Panamanian leafcutter ant)
Lineage: Eukaryota; Metazoa; Arthropoda; Insecta; Hymenoptera; Formicidae
Source: RefSeq, a predicted model, not a curated record
AUGUUACAUCUAAGUAUUUUGGUUGGAUUGUUUAUUUUGUAUGGAACUGUCUUGUCAGAGCAUGUAAUAUCUCAUUUCAACGGCGGAUUUCAACAUUAUGUUUCACCCGAGACUAAUCAUGCUUCACGAAUCCGAAGAUUUGGUUUCACACAACUAAAUGAGCUACGUCAACAUUUUUGUCACUCGUUUUGCAAAUCUGCAGAUACCAUGCCAUAUUUAUUAAAUCUUCUAUGUGCUGCGAAAUGUCCUGAAUUGUAUUUACCACAUCAUACAACGCAAAGUACAACAGCGGAAAGUAUAUCUACACCAAUAGGAACUACGUCAUCGAACUUAGUGACUCUGUCAGGAAUGACGGGCCAAUCCGGGCCAGCUUCGAACACAAUACCCCCGUCCGGAUCGAGUACAAGUGGAACGUCUCAGAGCGGAGCAAGUUCGAGUACAAUACCCUCGUCCGGAUCGAGUACAAGUGGAACGUCUCAAACCGAAACAAGUUCGAGUACAACAACUGUUACAAAUGGAAUGCCUUAGAACGGAACAAGUUCGAACACAGGACUCCUAUCCGGACCAGAUACAGGUAGAACGUCUCAAUUCGGAGCAGGACCGAACCCAGAAUCCACAUAAAAGGCUUAAGAGCCCGCAUAAAUAAAAAGUAAAUUAUAUCAGAA